Messenger RNA from Ooceraea biroi (clonal raider ant), 425 nucleotides. RefSeq lists its product as uncharacterized. Lineage: Eukaryota; Metazoa; Arthropoda; Insecta; Hymenoptera; Formicidae. The record is from RefSeq and is a predicted model, not a curated record.
AGAACGCGAUAGACCCGCGACGAUGCAAUCAUUCGUCUUUGGGAUAUCGUCGGCGCGGCAUUGAGUUCUGACGGACGUGCGGGUAAUCCUGAUUUCGUGCGAAGAAGCGUUCACAGGCGAGAGAAGUCGACUGACGAUGAAAGCGACCAUCGUUCUCGUGUUGAUCGCCAUCAUUGCGGCGACGGUGAUGGCGCAGGAGGACGACUACAUCCAUCUGCCCGGGAAGAGCUGCGAGGACGCACCGGCUUGUCCCGAUGGGAGACCCUGCGUGAUGGCCCCACCUCAUUGCAACUCCGGUACCUGCGGCACCGAUCCGGUACCGACGUGCGGAAAGAAGGCCUAAUCGCGCGCGGAGGGAGAUUUGUUAUCUUCAUGUAUGCUUCGCACCUCUCGCGCGCAAUAAAAAAGUUAUUAUUUCACCGAGA